Menidia menidia (Atlantic silverside) is the source of this 1251-nucleotide messenger RNA. NCBI's taxonomy places the organism in Eukaryota, Metazoa, Chordata, Actinopteri, Atheriniformes, Atherinopsidae. The record is from the annotation of a GenBank genome assembly.
AUGCACCACCGAACGCACGUUGCUGAUCCUGUACUAGUGUCUGCACAGCUCCUGCUCCGCAGCGGCGCACGGUCCACGGCGCAGGGAGCACGAGUGGAUUGUUUGAAUCCCGCCCACACGGCUCUGACUGACACGGAGGAUGAACCAAUCACAGCUCAGACCAAGCAAAGUCCGGGUUGGCGUUUAGAAUCAUCCUUUACUGCCUUUCGUGCAACAGAACUGGGCAUGGCCAUUGAAUUCCACAUAAAGUCCCAGACAUGUCUCCACCCUGCUGCUACACAGUUUGAGGCCGAAGAUGGAAUGUCAUCUAGUGAAUCUCCAUUUUGCCUUUUUGAAACCAAGAUGAACGCUAUUGUUCAUUCUACAUGCUUCAUGAGCAACGAGAAAAUUAGAAGAGAAAGUGCAUGUUUAAAUUAUUGCAAACGAGAAAUUGGACAUUUGGGGACUGCAGAAGAGAUGAUCCAGAGAAGAGAAGAUAAAAGCAAAGCUGGGCUGCCAGAAUAUUCUGUAAAGGCAUCUCGGUCCGUUGAAAAGAGUGAGAGGCAGGAUUACACUGUAGCUGUGUGGCGAGGACGCUUGGUGUCAGGUGAGGGGGUGAGGCCUGUGGAGGUGCACAAGAGGGACGCUAAGAAUUUCAUGCUACGGCUCUGGGUUGCCUCUGGCCCAGCAGCAGCAGUUUGUGUUGCCACAAACAGAGAGCAGGCAGGAGAAACCCACCAUGACAAGCAGAUAACAAUGCUGCAACACCACUCUAAUUGGCCUGGGGCUUACAGGGAGAGUCUGCUGUUCAGCAGACUGGUAUUUUGGGAUGUGAGAGCAGAGGAAGGCCCUCCCUCCCUUCACUCCAUUGCUCUCAUCUUCAAACAACCCAAGUGGAGGAUCAUUUCAACACAAAGAGCACAGUACAAACAAAAGAAGUGCAGGGUCUAUCUGUCUAUCUGUCUUGCUAUCUAUUUAUAUAUUUAUCCACUGUCUUACUUUAAUGCACCAUUGCUAAAAACCACACUGCCCAACAUCCAAAUCCACAAAACUGGGAAUCCUAUCAACAGUUUUUCCUACUUUGUUCAGUUAAAAUAUGUACCAUUAAGUACUCCAUCCAUCCAUUUUCAGUUUGUUAGCAUUUCCAUGUAUUUAGAGGAACUGACUUUCAUCCUGGCCACUUCGAAUCCAGCUGAGAACCGCUCUAUUCUUUCAAAGACAUUUAAUCACAUGAAGUUAUCUACAAAAGACAUAGAAUUUAAUCGAUGCUAA